AUGACCAAUCCUGUUUUUAUGUCUCCGAAGGAUUGUGAGAAUGUUUUUAGUCUAGAGUAUGAUACCUUCAAGCAACAAAUCUCUUCAUGCAUCGCACCGCCACAUGAGGCUGAAACAUUCCGAGCUCUGCCGGUCCGAGCUUCCCAUCUGAUCUUCACAAAUUUGUUUCUUCUUUCGCUUCUAUUCAGAAAAUUCAAUGAUACAAAUGACGAUCCGGAGAUCAUGCCUAGUACUAACACAACCAGCUCCAACAGCAAAAUAAGUCUCUCAAACUGGUUGAGACCGAAAAAAUCGCGCCAGAAGCUACGCAAACGAGGGGCCGAAGCAGGAGCUCUUACAUCGGCUAGUUCGACUACCUUGGCCAGUAUCAAGACCACCACAACGCAAUGCUCAUACUAUAACGGGAGUAUUGUUAAAAACGACGAUGUCCCACCGUUACCACCAAUUGCGCCAUUACAGGCCCAUCGCGCCAAAUAUCGGGCCCGUAAUGCCGGUCUUGAUACGCAAUUGGGUGAGAAUAUAGAUUAUACGACUUUGUUGCAUUCGAUGAGUGUGCAGGAAGGGUUCGAGUCUGAUGAACCACUCAAUUAUGUCUCCGAGGAUAGGCCACGAGGUGAACCUGGAGUUGCCAGUUUGCCAUCCCCGAUAUGGUGCUAUAUUGCGGACUCACUCGAUCCCAAGACGGCGGUUUGUCUGGCGUUGGCGAGUAAAACAUUAUACUCCAAACUGGGUCCGCGGCGAUAUCUGAACGCACUUAACAACGUGCCGGAGAACAGACAACACAAAUUGGAGUUCUUGGUAUUUCUGGACCGAUACCUGCCGUACCAUCUGCUCUGUAUCCCCUGCGCACAAUACCAUCGACGUAUCCGCAUGGGACAAGAGAAACUUGCACCGACCCACACACAGGUACUGAACCCAGUAUUUGACUGUCCCAACGAGCGCAAUGCGCUCAACCCACCAUCUCGGCAUCGCAUUGCCCACGGCCGAAGUAUCCCCUUCACAUUCGUACAAUUAGCCACACGCGCACACCGUUACGGAUCCCUUCGGUACGGCAUCAAGGCCGAAAACCUGGGCCGAAGAUGGAAGUACUCUGAACCAGGAGGUGGGGGGACAUGGAGUAUCUCGACCCGCUACCACAUCCAUGAAAACCGACUCUUAAUGCGGGUAGUGAGUCAAUGUUUCGCGCCCCCCGGACUACCACCCUCGGGGAAACGACUCUUACUCUAUAGUCGUGACGACUACUGGCCCUUUUUCUCUGUAUGUCCCCACUGGCGGGACGGAGAGUUAAUGGACGUCUGUAAAUGUGCACUCGACCACAUCCCCGUCCCACGCAACACAGCCGGUCUUCAGGGAAUAGAGCACAAAUUCAAAGACGCAAUCCACGGUCGCGGAAAAUUUGAUCCGUACGCUAUACCGAGUCAAUGCGGGAAAUGUCAGCCUAUGAGACGGUGUCCGCGGUGUCCGACGGAGUAUCUGAUUGAAGUCAAAAUUACAGAGGAUAAUGAAACUGAUCCUUCUUCGUCGUCGGCGGGUGGUAGUGUUAGUGGUGUUGCUAGGAAGCAGGUUAGAUUCAGACAUGCUAUUGUCGUCACGCGCUGGAGUGAUUUGGGCGAUGGCUCGACGCCGGCUUCGUCGGCUGAAUGGGCGGCUUGUAAUGAUAUUGGUAGUACCGAAGGGGAAGAAUAUGAUUCUUUCAAACGUCUUGGUCGACGCGGAAUAUGUGGGAUAUUUGAGUCGGCGUUUACGCAUGAUACUAUUCCUGGAAGGAGGAUCAUUUCUAUGAAUCCGGAUAAUAAGACCGGUGGGGAGAAGAGGAAUGAUUGGUAUUAAUUUUACGCAACGAAUAAGAUUACGACAGAUAGAA
This is a messenger RNA of Talaromyces stipitatus ATCC 10500, 1864 nucleotides long. RefSeq lists its product as uncharacterized. NCBI's taxonomy places the organism in Eukaryota, Fungi, Ascomycota, Eurotiomycetes, Eurotiales, Trichocomaceae. Bases 1 to 1830 code for a protein of 609 amino acids. The record is from RefSeq and is a predicted model, not a curated record. The transcript is spliced from 4 exons.